Neolamprologus brichardi is the source of this 2673-nucleotide messenger RNA. The record is from RefSeq and is a predicted model, not a curated record. NCBI's taxonomy places the organism in Eukaryota, Metazoa, Chordata, Actinopteri, Cichliformes, Cichlidae.
UCAGUUAAGAAGGUUCUUUAUCUGGUACCAAUGAAGGUGUAUGGUUUCGGGGUGCAGUCUCUGUCCUGGGGCCGGCUGGGAGAGACGAGAGAAGUUGCAUGUGGCAGCAUUGAUGAAAAAUAAUUAGAGCCUUUAUUGUUGUAAUUACUCCAUGUGCUGAAGUGAAUGUUACACUUGCAGCAUCAGCCUCAUAUAUAAAGCCACAAUAAGCAACAAAUAAAAUCUCGGCUAUGUGCCUGGGAUGACCUUCAUAAUAGGCAGGUAGACACGCACGCACGCAGGCAGGCAGGCAGGCAGCUGAGAUGACACCAACUAGAGCAGCAUGUGUGGUUGAGCAGUGGGGCAACUGUGGCAAUGGUUGGGGGAGUGAAUGGCAGAGCUGUCUAGAAGACUGGAAGGCUGGGGCUCCUAUUUUUACCUUUUAGCAGCCUCCUAUCACAACAGCUGUCCCCGUCAACUCUUGUCUGCACACCAACAGGAAUAGCCAGCCUAUCAUAGUGCUCCCUCUCUUGUCAGCCCUGCCGUUUCACUCUCUACUUUGUAUGUCUCUGGCUGGUCUUUCAGAUCUAUUCCUCUUUACCCAGUUACUGAUUUGGUCUGUUGUUUGAGGACUACUAUAAUACAGAAGUUGUGGGAGUGCUUCAUUUACAGCUUUCCUCCACCUCCUUCACCUGCUUUCAUCUCAUCCAUCACAGUCCAUGACAGCAGAUCAGCCAACAUGGCAUUUUCAUCUCGUUUUUCGUUCUGGGAAAAAAAGAUUAAAGAAGAGAACAAGCCAGCAAACAAAAGUUCAGACAGUGAUGGGAUUCCCGGCCGAGCCAAGUCAGUACCAGCUCUAGAUCCUGGCAGGGGUUUAUUGAGGGCAAAAAGUCCUACUGCAGAGUCAGUUGCCAGGAUCAGGAGUCCUUCCCCACCAAAAGUCAGGACACCCAUAAAAGUCCAAGGGCACUUCAGAAAUCCUGAGCCACCAUCAACGACGGCGGCACAACUUAAAAGUCCUGAACCUCCACAAAUUCCUCGGAAGCUUGAACCAGAUUUAAGUGAGCAAGAACAAAAUGGCGUGGUGGGAAAAAGCACAGUCAAUGGUACUGCCAAUGGUAUCAUGAACCUUCCAGGCACCAGCACCAACCAAAUGGCUACCACUGAUGACCAGGGUUACACACGUAAGAAAGUAGUAAAGGUUGUUCGUCGUGUUGUCAGGAAGGUUUUACCCUCAGAAGAUGAGAUCAAUGUACCAGCAAAGAAAUCUGACAAAGUUACAGAAGUAGGCAAGCCUGCUACUGACACAAUCAAAGUAGCAGCAGCAGCAACCUCAGUGUCCCAAACCCAAGUGAUGCCAGGAUUCUCUUUUAAACAUGAUGUCAUCAAAACAGAAGACAAAGAUGAUAUUUCAAGGGGCUUAACAAGCCUUAUGGUCAGAGGCAGAACAAGGGAGCGCUUUCCAAGAAUAUUUCAGGAUAACCGACCAGAAAAAAAGGAGUUAGACAAGAUAAGUGAGAAGAUGGAUGAAAAACUUGACUUGAAGGAGACAACAAAGGAGCAGAAUGAAGUUAAAGCCAAGCCAGAGUUGCAGGACGUUAAACACAAAUCCAGCAGCUCUUCUCCAGUUACAAAGGAAAUAACAUCUUCUCUGGUUUCUGUUAACCCUGCUAACAAAGCAACUGUGGGCUCAGCUUCAGAUUCUUCCAAAUCUCCUCAUUCCCGACCUUUAUCUUUCACACCAGUUAUGGGCUUCAUCCCAGCUCCUGACUUUAUACCUGAACCCCAAUCAUGUUUCACUGCAUCAACUUCUGUGAGCCCCAAUCCUCCCCAGCCCAGAGUUGGUCCACUGUCUUCUACGCCUAUAGGAAUUGUUUCUAUCCAGAAACCUACUGUUAGUCAAAAAGAGGAGGCACUGGUCAGUCCAACUGAGGAAGCUCAGCGACGCCUGAUGAAGAUCUUUGGCGUCCCUCUGGAGCCAGCAGUCAGUGUUUCAUCUUCUGUUGAGGCGCUCGUGUCUGCACCCCUGCAGGCUCAGGGCACCGUCCAUGCACCACAGACCUGCAUUUCCCUGGGGCUCCUAUCUGGAAUUUGUACUCAUUUGACAUGUGAGAAUGGAUCAGUAGAAGAGGAUCUUAUUGCUCUCCAAGCAUCUCAUGCUGCAGCUAAGCAAUCCCAGGUGUGGACUGCACUAUGCCUGAGUGUGACAAAAUCACCAGCUCAUCCCUUGUGUUGUGCUGCAUUGUGCUCGUGCUUGCAAAGUGCAGUGUUCCCUAUUCAUGUUUCCUGUUCAAAUGUAGUAAAAUGUCUUUAAAAAAGUCAUCAAUAGGAACACCCUCGUUUUUUGUGCUUGUUUCCAGUUUACUUUGUUUUACACUUUCAUUCUUGGUUCUCUAUGUGUUUGUGUUCUUUCAUGUUGUUAUGAAUAUUGGGCUGAACCAAGCUACUCUCUGGCAUUUUAGAUACCAGGGGUUGCUACUGAACUGCCGUUUGACAAACGCAAAUGUCCUCACACAUUCUUCAUACAAGCCUGAUCAGUCAAUCACAUGAUCAUUAUUUUGAAAAGCUUUAAUUGCAUCCUUUCAGCAUGUACUGAUAUCUCACUGGAAAUUCAAAUGGUUUAAAAACACAUGUUGCUGUGAGUGGUCCACAGGUAUAAUUUCCCCUGCUGUCCUCUAAUUCUGACCUUUGUCC